GUUAGCGCCAAUUCCUAAAUUUAAUUGUUCAAACUCAAAAAAAUAUAUCCUUACAUCCUAUGACCCAACUCUUACAAGAAACCAAACUCAGCAUCAAAGCAUGGAACCGUUGCAUAUCCUUAGCCCAAAAUUGUACAAACAUGCUCCAACUCAAAGCCAUUCAUGCAAAUUUUACUCUCAGCGGCAUUUCCACAAACACUUUUGCACUAACCAAAUUACUUGAAUUUUGUGCUCUUUCUCCGCACGGUAGUCUCUCUUAUGCUUCCCUUUUAUUCGACCAAAUCAAAAUACCCAAUUCAUUUGUAUUCAACACUCUUAUUAGAGCUUAUACUCGUAGUUCAAAUCCUUAUUUAGCACUCCAUUAUUUUAAUACAAUGUUGAAAGAUUUUCAUUUGAAGCCUCAAAACCAUACUUUUCAUUUCGUGUUGUUCGCAUGCGGCAACGUAAACUGGGUUUGUUUUGGUCGGCAAAUUCAUUGCUGGGUUUGUAAAAAUGGAAUGGUUGUAUCAGAUGGGCAUAUUCAGACUGGAGUUGUGAGAUUGUAUGCUAAGUGUAGAAUUAUGAGUGAUGCGCAUAAGGUGUUCGAUGAAAUUCCUCAACCGGUUGUUGUUCAAUGGAAUGUGUUGAUGAAUGGGUAUGUUGAUUGUAAUUUGGAGAGUGCGGCUUUGCGGGUUUUUAGAUGUAUGUUUGUUAGGGGGGUUGAGCCUGAUGCGUUUUGUGUGACUAGUGCCUUAGCGGCUUGUGCGAAAUCAGGAGCUCUUUGGCAAGGGAAGUGGAUUCAUGAAUAUAUCAAGAAAAAUUUGCUGGAGUUCGACGUUUUUAUCGGUACUGCGCUAGUUGAUAUGUAUGCAAAAUGUGGAUGUAUAAAUACAGCUGUGGAAGUCUUUGAGAUGAUGCCUAAGAGGAAUGCUUUUUCAUGGGCGGCUAUGACGGGGGGAUUUGCGAUGCAUGGUUAUGCGAGGAAAGCAAUUCAUUGUUUGGAGAGAAUGCAGUCGGAGGAUGGAGUUAGGCCUGACAGGGUUGUCCUUCUUGCGGUCUUAACUGCUUGUACUCAUGCAGGUUUGCAAGAGGAAGGUCGGUUUCUUUUAGACAACAUGAAGGCAAGAUACGGGAUUGUGCCUAGACACGAGCAUUAUAGUUGCGUGGUCGAUUUGCUAUGCAGGGCAGGUCGAUGGGAUGAAGCAAUUGCGCUUAUAAAGAGAAUGCCCAUGAAGCCACUUGCUUCAGUUUGGGGUGCUGUGUUAAGUAGUUGUCGGACGCAUAAGAAUGUUGAACUCGCAGAACUUGCUGUUAAGGAGCUUCUACAACUAGAAAAUGGUAACAUGGAUGAAGAAGAUGCAGCCUUUGUUCAAUUAUCGAACAUUUAUUCGAGUCUUGGAAGAGGUAAAGAUGCAUCUAAGAUACAUAGAGUGAUCGGUGACAAAGGGUUGAAGAAAACACCAGGAUGUAGUAUGAUAGAAGUGGAUGGGAGGGUGAAUGAAUUUGUUUCUGGAGAUGUUUCUCAUAAGGAGUUAGCUCAAAUUCAUGUAAUACUAGAACUAUUAUUGCCGGACUUGAUUUCAUUAUCAGAUCAAUAGCGAAAUGACAUACUUAAUCCA
Mercurialis annua (annual mercury) is the source of this 1598-nucleotide messenger RNA. RefSeq names its product putative pentatricopeptide repeat-containing protein At3g28640. NCBI's taxonomy places the organism in Eukaryota, Viridiplantae, Streptophyta, Magnoliopsida, Malpighiales, Euphorbiaceae. Gene Ontology annotation, biological process: RNA modification. Gene Ontology annotation, molecular function: RNA binding; protein binding. The transcript has a single exon. The record is from RefSeq and is a predicted model, not a curated record. Bases 60 to 1577 code for a protein of 505 amino acids.